CGGUGCUUUCUCGGAGGUGGUGCUCGCGCAAAGUCGGACCACGGGAAAGGAGCCGCAGCACGUCGCAAUAAAAUGCAUCAACAAAAAGGCACUGAAGGGCAAAGAGGACUCCCUGGAGAACGAGAUAGCCAUACUGCGGAGGGUAAAAGUUGUGCUGAAGGGCAAAGAAGACUCUAGAGAACGAGAUAGCCAUACUGCUGAGGUGAGUUCAGAGGUCGGAUGUUCAAAGGUCAGGUCAAAGGUCAAUGGAAAGAUACGCCUCUGGUGUCAUCAGACGCGGAGAUCGACGGCGACCCACUCGCGGCGACCCCACGCAGCGUCCCGUCGUCCGUCUGCCCGUCAGGCACCCGACGACCGAGACGACGCAGAUACGCGGGAGUCCGCCGGAGAAACGGCGGGAAAGAGAACGUCGAGUCGGAGCAAAGGGAAAGUCGGGCAGGGAGUAUCGGAUCAAGUAACGCCCCUUCAUCGGACGGAGGCACCACCACUGCCUCUCGGAAGGCAGGAGAAGUUCGAUGGGAAUGGCCGGCAGUUUUACGUCGACAACAUAAACAGGAGAACGCAGUGGGAGCGGCCGACAUUAGUACCGUCACAUGCGCCUGCCUCGGCACAGCGAGAAGAGCAGACAGCUGCUAUGCUGUUUCAGCAGCAACGGCACAUCAGUCAGGAUGACUCGAUGGAGCAUGCUGAGCUUAACAUCACACCACGUGCAGGCGAUGCACAGUGUGAGAAUUUCCCUGGUAGAGGAAUGCCGCAGAAGAGGAGAGGCAGAAGCGGAGGAGGCAGAGGGAGCAUGAUGCACACCGAUUCGCGUCGGGGGACUUCUGAGACGAACCAUCGUAACUUAGUGUUUGAUACUGAUAUUCCACGUGUUUUUAGAAAAAUUUGUUGUAUUUUAUACUAAUCGUUUAUUGUAAGUUCAAUCCCAUACAUGUAUGAGAAUGUGGUCUCGCGUUUUAUGUGUACGACUGCGGCCCGUUGUCAGAAAUUCUCAUUUCAUGCUCAUUCAACUAGAACAACUAGCACUAGAACUAGAACACCUAGC
Molecule: messenger RNA, 1045 nt
Organism: Priapulus caudatus
Lineage: Eukaryota; Metazoa; Priapulida; Priapulimorpha; Priapulimorphida; Priapulidae
Product: E3 ubiquitin-protein ligase HECW2-like
Exons: 5
Molecular function (GO): protein binding
Source: RefSeq, a predicted model, not a curated record